Molecule: messenger RNA, 1092 nt
Organism: Colletotrichum karsti
Lineage: Eukaryota; Fungi; Ascomycota; Sordariomycetes; Glomerellales; Glomerellaceae
Exons: 1
Coding region: 1-1092 (363 amino acids)
Biological process (GO): mitochondrial respiratory chain complex IV assembly; protein insertion into mitochondrial inner membrane from matrix
Cellular component (GO): mitochondrial inner membrane
Molecular function (GO): membrane insertase activity
Source: RefSeq, a predicted model, not a curated record
AUGGCUUCUUUGAGAGGAGCGCGUUACGCUCUGGCUUCAAAAUGGCACCAGCCCGUUGCCGGCUUCUCAGCAAACCCCUUGCACGCCUCUCUUCGACCGCAGCUGCGCAACACCGCACGUUGUCUUGCUCAACCCAGGCUGGGUGCUAGAAACUUCUCGAUUGCGGCCAUUGCAGACGCAGGUGUUGAACAAGCUCUCGCGUUCCUGAUCAAUGGCCAGGUCGCGGGCGGUGGUUGGGUAGUACCCAUUCUCACACUGUCCUUGGUUACAUCAAUGAUGCGACUGCCACUCCAAAAGUACUCGGAAACAAUUCUCAUCCGCCAAGCCUCAGUGAGCCAUUACAUCAACCUCUGGCAAUUCUUUGGCAAAAAUGCGCCUCAGACUGCUAUCAGAGCAGCACGCGAAAGGAGAAGGAUCUUGAAAGAACACAAGGCCCAAGACUGGAAAACAUAUGCGCCUUUUCUCGGCUUUCCCAUAUGGCUGGUCAGUUCGGAAGCCAUCAGACGGCUGUGCGGUGUUCAAGGCGGUAUCUUAUCCGUGUUGACCGGCCGGUACAGGGACACUGCGAAAGCGACAUCUGAAGGAGCAACCUCAAUUUCGGAUCAGACUACAACAACUCUCGUGGCGGCAACCGAUGACGUCUCCAACGGAGCUCAAUCUCUGUCUACGGUUCUAGAUCUGGGUGUGUACACUGACACCGGCCGGCUCAUAUUCGACCUUGCAGCACCGGAUCCUUGGUUCAUCGGACCUGCAGCCCUCGGCAUCACCAUGAUCAUAACAUCUCUUCCAUCCACUGCCGGUAUGAAAAGAAUGGUUCUUGACAUCCCUGGCACGGAUAUGACCCAGCUACCUUCCCACACAAAGUGGAAGGUCCGUUUGUCAAGAGCUAUGCUCGCCGCCUCCGUUGUAUUACCAUUCGCCAUCUGCCAGCUGCCUUCGGGCUUAUUUCUCUACUGGGUUUCUUCUAUGUGGUGGACGAAACUUAUCAACCAGAUCAGGCGUUCCGCAGGAUAUGAUCCCGAUGAGUUGGUCAGGAAGUACACGUACAAACCCGGUCGACAUGAGGACUGGUUGCUGCGACGAACAAUGUGA